Molecule: messenger RNA, 495 nt
Organism: Malania oleifera
Lineage: Eukaryota; Viridiplantae; Streptophyta; Magnoliopsida; Santalales; Ximeniaceae
Exons: 3
Coding region: 1-495 (164 amino acids)
Source: RefSeq, a predicted model, not a curated record
AUGGCUGCAUUUACUUUUGUGUUUUCUGGAUUCGCGGAAGAAAAAGUAAAUGCAGCAAUUCUCGACGUCGUCAUUGCGGACUAUGCACUUUGCAGUGAUGCUGGAGAAGAUGAUUUUACAGACACCAAAAGGGUCACUCAAUCACAUGUUCCGGCCGCAAAUAUUCCUGUUAGAUUGAAUGUUCCUGAAGAACACUCAAUGGGAAUAGCAGCUAAUGAAUCUAAAGUGCGCCAGAAGCAUAGUAGACCAAUUGAAAUUAUUAAUGAUAAUGAGCUUGAGCCUCGAACUGUAGAAGAAUGUCAAUAUCGAAAUGAUUGGCCAAAAUGGAAAGAAGCAAUACAGGCCGAGCUAGACUUAUUAGCCAAACGUAAGGUAUUUGGACCAGUAGUCCAAACACAUGAGAAUGUCAAACCUGUUGGGUAUAAAUGGGUUUUUGUAUGUAAAAGAAAUGAAAUGAAUGAAAUUGUGAGAUACAAGGCACGUCUUGUAGUAUAA